UGAAAGAGCUCUUAACUAUCUUCCCCCACAACCUCUCAGCCUCUGACCUUCCUCUCACCACCACCACCACCACUUCCGUUCAUUGGCUUCCUUCUCUUCUUCCACAUCAACUUGAAGUACACUUGUUUCUUCCUGAGAGUUACGUUCCAACCAUGAUAACAGGGCAAAGCUUCGAGCAAGCAUGACAUCCUCCAUGGUGGCGAAGCACGCCAUAUUUGCAUUUCUUCUCCGACUGAUCGCCGCCGUAGUAGCGGCAGACCGCCCGCUCACUCCGCCACUACUCCUGGAAAGAGACGCGCUGUUGGCCUUCAAGAGCAGGCUAACUGAACAAGGGGCACUGACAAACUGGAAUCGCACCACUCAUGUUUGUGACUUUGUCCGUGUUCAAUGUGAUCGUUCACGUCGCCACGUGACGAGUCUGAUGCUCAACAGCUCACAGAUCGCCGGCCCUCUAUCGCCGGCGCUCACCAACCUCACUCAACUUAUCUAUCUAGACUUGUAUGAUAAUAACCUCACCGGGAGCAUACCGAAUGAAUUCUCCAGCUGGAGGCUUCUCCGUUACCUCGAUUUAUCAUUCAACCGCUUGGUCGGUACGAUUCCUCCUUCGCUCGGCUAUAUAUCUUCCCUUGUUUAUCUAGCUCUCCCACACAAUAACUUAAAAGAUGAGGUUCCGCGAUCUUUCUUCCGUAAUCUCAGUCUGGUAGAAUUCAUAGAUCUCUCUGACAAUGCUCUGUCUGGCCAAAUCCCGUCGGGCAGUGAAAAUGCUCUUCCGCAUUUGUCCUUCUUCAAUCUGUAUUUGAAUAGCUUGUCCGGAGCUUUGCCAAAAUGGCUAUCGAAUUCAACCGACUUGUUUUUGCUAGAUGUCGAAAACAACCAUCUUUCAGGUGAACUGCCCACCGAAAUGAUACCGCACUGGAGCCACCUUCAAAUCCUUCACCUGUCUGAUAACGAUCUAACAAGCCACGACAACAACACCAACCUCGAGCCCUUCUUCCUCGCUCUCUCCAACUGUUCGAGUCUACAACAGCUUGAAAUGGGAAGACUCGGUGUUGGUGGAUCGCUGCCAACUACCCUGUUGAAUUUGUCAGUUCUCAAUCUCGAAGGCAAUAGGAUCUCUGGAGGAAUCCCUUCCGGUAUCUCAAACCUCUCUAGCUUGACGCUGUUGAAUUUGUCUGGAAACCUUCUCAGGGGCCCGAUCCCGAAAGAAAUUUUUCGACUACACGAGUUGGAGAGGUUGUUCAUUUCUAGCAAUUCUUUGUCGAGUUCGAUCCCUGCGGAGAUCUCAAAUGCUACCUCACUCGGUUUGGUUGAUUUGUCAGGAAACUUCUUGUCUGGUGCAAUUCCAAUGAGCAUAGGCAACCUUUCACGACGACUGUCAUAUUUGUAUCUGCAUAACAACCGGCUUUCGGGAUCCAUCCCUUCGAGUCUUGGCAACUGCGUUAGUUUGAUGGAACUAGACUUGUCGCAUAACCGAUUGACAGGGACGAUCCCCCGGGAAAUUUCAGGCUUUCUGAAGAUAUUUUUGAAUCUCUCUAACAACUUUCUGCAUGGACAUCUUCCAUGGGAGCUCAGCAAGAUGGCGCAAGUCCAAGAGAUCGAUCUGUCCUUUAACAACCUCACUGGCAUCAUCAUCUCUCAACUCUCAGACUGCUAUGAGCUCAGGCUCCUCGAUCUAUCGAACAACGAUCUCACCGGGCAGCUCCCGCCAAAACUUGGUGAUCUUCGAAACCUCGAAACACUUGAUGUUUCUUUCAACAAAUUGGAUGGGGAGAUUCCCCUCACCCUCAACAACUGCAAAAACUUAACCUUGCUAGACCUUUCAAACAAUGAUUUCAAUGGCUCAGUACCGACCGGAGGGGUCUUCACCAACCUGUUCUACCAUGGGAACCCACACCUCUGUGGGCCACUUAAUCGAAGGGCCUGUCGUCGGAGGUCUCGCUCUCGUAAGCUCUUAGCCAUCGUUGCCGUCGGUGCUUCAGUGUUUGCAUUUGUAGUGACAAUAUGCUGUGUGAAGCUCAUCAGAAAGAUCUGGUAUUUGGGUAUCAGAGGUGCGGGGAAUGGCAGUUCAUCGCCGGUUGUCAGGUCUAACUACCCUCGAAUCAGCCACCGCGAACUAGUGGAGGCGACAGAAGAUUUCGAUCUCGGAAGGCUGAUUGGAUCCGGUAGCUACGGGAGGGUCUAUAGAGGUGUCCUGAGAGAUGGCACCAAUGUUGCAGUGAAAGUGUUGAACCUCCAAACCGGAAAUUCGACCAAGAGUUUCAACAGGGAAUGCCAAGUGCUGAAGAGAAUUAGGCACAGGAACUUGAUGAGGAUCAUAACAGCAUGCAGCCAUCCGGAUUUCAAGGCUCUAGUGCUGCCAUUCAUGGCAAAUGGCAGCCUUGAAAGCCACCUGCACAACGAUUCUUGCCGUCUGAGCUUGGCACAGAGGGUGAGCAUUUGUAGUGACAUUGCGGAAGGGAUGGCCUACUUGCACCACCACUCGCCGGUGAAGGUCAUCCACUGUGAUCUGAAGCCCAGCAAUGUGCUUCUCAACGAUGAGAUGACGGCUUUGGUCUCUGAUUUUGGUAUUUCAAGAUUGGUCACGACUGUUGGAGUAGGAAACACAGUCGAAAACAUGGGGAAUUCUACUGUUAACAUGCUUUAUGGAUCCAUUGGAUACAUAGCACCAGAGUAUGGCUAUGGAUCAAAUCCAUCGACAAAGGGUGAUGUCUAUAGCUUUGGUGUUCUAGUCCUGGAAGUGGUGACCCGAAAAAGGCCUACCGAUGAAAUGUUCGGAGAAGGAGUGAGCUUGCACAAGUGGGCGAAGAGUCAUUACCAUGGCCGAGAGGCAAUGACCAUAGAUUCCCAAUUAGCAAGUGAAGUGAGGCACCAAGCACCUGAAUUGAGGAAAAUUUGGGAUGUUGGAAUUUCUGAGAUGCUAGAGUUGGGUCUGCUCUGCACGCAGGAGAGUGCCUCGUCCAGACCAACAAUGAUGGAUGUUGCCGAUGACUUGGACCGGUUGAAGAGAUAUCUCGCAGGCGACAUGACUGCCACCUUUGCUUCCUCCCUCGGUAUGUCAUCCUCCACCUUCGGAGAGACGAGCCAAUCAAACUUCGGCGACUAGUUCAUGAAACUCUUUUAUCACUGAUUUUCCUAUAAGAGAACCAAUCUUUUGCAUCAGAUGGAUAAAUGAUCGAAACAUUAGUGAGAGCAAACUUUAUCAGUCACUGUUGCAUAAAAAAGAAGAAAGAGAUGGGCCACUAGUAGAAGUGCCCAAGCCAUUAAAACGAGUCUCUUUCUCAAGUGGAUGGAAACCAGAACUUUUUCUUUUCAUUUCUUUCCCUUUUGAUUUGAAUGAGUGGAAGGUGACAAUAUGAAGCUUGUUCUUCUGAGGCCAAGGAGCAUCCUGGAGCUGCACACUGAAGAAUGGUGGCCUGAUAUUGAGCUGAAAACUUGGUUCUAACCAAUGCCACUAGUUAGUGCUUGGCCUUGUGAUGAGCUAGCUUGUUUGUCAAUGCACCAAUUCAAAUGGUGGUGGUGUUUUUUUUUCCUUUUUCCUUUUGGUUGGUCAAAUGUUAUGGAAUGUCACAUUCUCUUGUCUGGUAUUGGUUUCAUUGCCUUUUUAAGUGCAAUUUCAAUAGGUUCAAUAAGUACCAUCUAUUUAUGUUUCCGGCGACACAAUGAUCUUUAUCUGGAAAUGAAUGAGGGAAGAUGACACCUUAUCAACAGCUUUUAAGGCCCUUACUAUUUGGGCUAGUUGACAUCUUCAAAACGAGCAACACGGAAAUGAAUAAGGAAAGAUGACAAUGCCGAAAAGUCAUUUCGAUUUGGCAAGGUGGUUCACUUGAACUUCAUGAAAACAAAAUUUAGAACUCCAGCUUUGCAAUCAUCUCAGGGCUGGAAGUUGACCCAAACAAACCACAGACACCAGAAACACCAAAAUGGUAGCCACUGUAUAUCAAUUGCAAUCCAUGGUGGUGAAAGUUUAAGUGCCAUGGUACCAAAUAGCUCAUGUCAGGUUAGAUUACAUGCCAAAGCUGUUCAAACAAAGCCAGGAGGGUUGAGUAAUUCAGCCGUAUACAACUCGCAACACUCGAACAGAAAUCCUACCAUGUCUGAGCUAACAAUCCGGCUUGAGUCUCCAAUCUGUUCUUGAGUCGC
Messenger RNA from Zingiber officinale, 4140 nucleotides. RefSeq names its product putative leucine-rich repeat receptor-like serine/threonine-protein kinase At2g24130. Gene Ontology annotation, biological process: protein phosphorylation. Bases 182 to 3103 code for a protein of 973 amino acids. Gene Ontology annotation, molecular function: ATP binding; receptor serine/threonine kinase binding; protein kinase activity. Lineage: Eukaryota; Viridiplantae; Streptophyta; Magnoliopsida; Zingiberales; Zingiberaceae. The transcript is spliced from 2 exons. The record is from RefSeq and is a predicted model, not a curated record.